Messenger RNA from Phlebotomus papatasi, 2171 nucleotides. RefSeq names its product myotubularin-related protein 9. Gene Ontology annotation, biological process: negative regulation of autophagy. Lineage: Eukaryota; Metazoa; Arthropoda; Insecta; Diptera; Psychodidae. Bases 253 to 1932 code for a protein of 559 amino acids. The record is from RefSeq and is a predicted model, not a curated record. The transcript is spliced from 2 exons.
AGAAGAAUCACAAAGUGCAUAGCUUUAAAAAACUUAUCACGUGGUUGGUCAUUCGCGAGCUGUCAUUGAAUUGUUGCUCCCGGUGGUUCUUUUGCACUUCCCAUUGCCCAGAUAAGCCUCAGACGAGUGUGAGUGUGUGAAAAUCAGUGAUAAAGCGCGGGGGAGAUCAGUGCCUGACCCAAUGGGCCAUUGGAGAAGACGACGAUAGGCGUUCUGGCGUGAAAAGUGUGCGUGCAAAAAGCCACCCACACGAUGGAGUUCGCCGAGUUGAUUCUCACACCAAAACUCGAUAAUGUCAUCCUGCACGCUGGUGGGGACACUGCCCCCGUAGCCGGGACCCUCUGCAUCACUGGUCAUCAUCUUAUUCUCAGUACUCGCAAGGAAGACACACAGGAGCUCUGGCUGUUGCACCAGAAUAUUGACUUCCUGGAGAGGAAACCCUACGUGGUGAAUAACCAACUUCAGGGUGGGACGAUAGUGCUCAAAUGCAAAGAUCUUCGAGUGAUUGCACUGGAGAUUUCUGCAGCUCAGGAUUUCCUAAAUGUUGCUCAGACCAUUGAGCAGUUGAUCACAUUGGAUAGUGUCAAUCUUCUCUAUGCCUUCUUCUAUCGGCCAAUGUUCUCCAUCCUCGAGGAUGGCUAUGAGAUGUUCCGGCCCGAAGUGGAAUUUUCAAAGCUCCUUGCCAGUGAGGAAUGGCGCCUUACCACGGUGAAUCGAGAUUUUUCUGUGUGUUCUUCGUAUCCGGCAGUUCUAGUUGUUCCACGGUCUGUAACUGACGAGCAAAUCCUGGCGUCGGCAACAUUCAGGGACGGUGGACGCUUCCCAGUGAUCAGUUAUCGUCAUGAGAAUGGUGCUGUUAUGUUGCGCAGUGCUCAGCCAUCGCCUACGUCCAGCGGGAAGCGCUGUAGAGCCGACGAAGCUAUCCUCAAUAGUGUCCUGGGCAAGAGUCGCAAGGGAUUCAUCGUGGACACUUGGGGUGUAAAAGGGAAGAGCACCACAGAAACGGACCAACACUAUUCGCAGUGGAAGAAAGCUACACGAUCUGUGGGUACUUUUGCUCACAUUUCCCAACUCCUGGAGAGCUUCAGUCGUCUCGUUGAGGCAUGCAAUGAUAUCAAUUGCUCCCCCGAUAAGUGGCUCUCUCGGCUGGACAACAGCAAUUGGCUGGGUCAUGUACUCAGUGCCCUCAAUACGGCCUGCGUUGUGGCCCAGUGCCUCGAUCAGGAUGGCAGUCCAGUACUUGUACACGGUGGCAAAGGCCUAGACACGACCCUCAUAGUCACUUCUCUCGUGCAGAUCAUCCUCAAUCCCGAUUGUAGAACCGUUCGCGGACUGGAGGCUCUGAUUGAGCGAGAGUGGAUCCAGGCUGGAUUUCCCUUUCACACACGCCACCGUCAAUCUUGCUACACUCCAGCCCAUAUUCGUGCAAAGACAUCCGGCUCGAGUUUUGUCCUCUUUCUGGACUGUGUCCAUCAGCUGCAUACACAAUUUGCAUGUAGCUUCGAGUUCAGUACAAAUUUCCUGGUGAUGCUCUUUGAGCACAGUUUCAGCAGUCAAUUUGGCACAUUCCUUGCCGAUUCCGAGCAUGAACGCACUCAGCUCGGUGUUACUACCAAAACCACCAGCCUCUGGUCCUACAUCAAUCGCCCCGAAGUACUGAGGACCAUCCUCAGUCCGGUCUACGAACCCAAUUCCACAGUUAUAUGGCCUUCUGUAGCUCCCAUAAGUCUCGUGGUGUGGAAAGGGCUCUAUUUGCGAUGGGUGGUGAAUCAGGAUCAAUCGCUGAGAUUGCGAAAUCAAAUCCAAGCACUUGUUGAUGAAGAAAAGGAACUUCGGUCAAAAGUUGUGCGUCUCCGGAAGCAAUUGAUGGAUCUCUACAGGAACUACCAAGACCUCGAGAAGUGUGGACAUGGAACUGGUAAUUGUGAAUAAUAAUGUCUCUCUCGCCCUUUCAAUGUGCAAUUUUGUCAGUCAAUUCCCAUUCCUUCUGUAUUCCCAGAAGAUUUAUCAAAAAAAAAAAUGUCCAGAAAAUUCUUGCGCUCUCUCUGUCUCUCUCAAAAUCCAGCUCGAAGCAUUUAUAAAGGGAUUUUCUGUGGUAUAUAUUCCAUGAGGACUGAAUGUAUUUUGGCAUGAAUGAUUAACCGAUAAUAAAGAUCAAAAUAUUAUCUAUA